UGUUCUCGGCGCAAAAGUCACGGAACCAAAAUAUGCAUAGUUUGGGAAUAGAGCAAGCAAACGAUUUUUUUCCAAACAUUCUUUGACUGCAGCGUCUCUUGCAUUGAGAGAGAGGUCAAUAACACUGGCGCCCUGAAGAGAUAUGUAUAUUUGACAGAGAAUUUGUCCGAGCUCUUGAUUGUAGCCUUGGAUUUGACAAUUUUGAGCGAAGUUAUAGUUCUGUGGUACCUUGGGUCUGUCUGCUUUACCUCGGCCCGCUCCUUCCCAAAUUAAGCAAAAAAUUCUAAAUCUUUUUUUUUCUAAAAGCUAUUUUUCUUAAUUUAGUUUUCGCUAGUCCGAAAUUUUGCAUUCACUUAUAACAUCUUGAACAGAGUUUUCUAUUCAUUGGACUACGGUCCAGAUAAAAUUGUUUAUCCCAAUGGCGCAUAUAUUUUAAGACAACCCCAGGAUAGUGUUAAAAUACCUGGAUGUAAGUUUUCCAUUAACAGAACAUCAUCCCAAAUUUCAUAUAAUUAAUUUAGGUCGAUCAAUAUAUCAUCGUCAAAUGGAUGACGCUCUAGAUCUUUCUCACGAAGUUCGAGAAAAUAUUGGAAAUGAAAGGACAAAAUAUCUUACCGUUCUUUUCCAAAUAAUUGUUGAAAGACACAAUACAAGUUUUGGAGUUCAAAAAUAUGGAAAUAUGUUGAUGAUGUCUCAAUCAAUUCAGAACAUCAUUGACCAAAAUGAUGAAAAUAUGCAAGUUAUGGAAGUUUUUGGUCAUUUUUGGAGAAUUAAUGGGUUUGUUAAAGAAUUGUGUAUGAAAUGA
Messenger RNA from Meloidogyne enterolobii, 805 nucleotides. The record is from the annotation of a GenBank genome assembly. NCBI's taxonomy places the organism in Eukaryota, Metazoa, Nematoda, Chromadorea, Rhabditida, Meloidogynidae.